UAGUAUCUACACUGCCGGAAAUCAAGAAGAAGAAGAAGACGACUGGUCUUGACAAAAACAAUACAGAUUCAGCACUCUGUGAAGAAUGAAGAGAAAAACUAAACAAAAGUGUUCUGUUUCUGAACAGCAGAACAUUAUGAUUCUCGAUUCACUUCUGAAAGCUUUGUUCAGAAAGUGUAAGUAAAGAUCACAUUGCUGGAGCUCAAACAGUGAAAAUGGAUUUGCUAACUGCAGAAGAUCUUUCUUGUCCCGUGUGCUGUGAAAUCUUCAAGUCUCCUGUUCUUUUAUCGUGUAGCCACAGUGUCUGUAAAGAGUGUCUUCAACAGUUAUGGAAAACAAAGGAAACUCAGGAGUGUCCCGACUGUGGAAGAUCAGCGAAACCUGACCCUCCUGCUAAUCUCGCGUUACAAAACUUGUGUGAUAUGUUCCUGAAGGAGAGAAAAGAGAGGCCUUCAUCAGGAUCUGAGGAGAUCUGCAGUUUACACGGUGAGAAGCACAAACUCUUCUGUCUGGAGAACAAACAGCCUGCGUGUGCGGAGUGCUUUACUUCACAGAAACAUGUAAAUCACACAGUCAGACCCGUCAGUGAAGCUGUUCCAUCAUAUAAGGAGCAGCUCAAUGCAGCACUGAAGUCCUUACACGAGAAACUUGUGCAGAGUGAAAACUUUAUAGGAGAGUUUGAGAAAACACUUCAACACAUCAGGUCACAAGCUGAGCACACAGAGCGUCAGAUUAAACAGCAGUUUGAGAAGCUCCAUCAGUUUCUCAGAGACGAAGAAGAAGCUACAAUCACUGCACUGAAGGAGGAAGAGGAGCAGAAGAAGCAGAUGAUGAAGGAGAAGCUGGAGGAGAUGAACAGAUACAUCUCAGCUCUUUCACACUCAAUCAGAGACACGGAGGAGAUGAUGAAAGCCAGUGACAAUGUCUGCUUUCUGAAGGACUUUCCAGUCUCAAUGGAAAGAUUCCAGAACUCAUCACAGCUGGAUCCACAGAUGCCUUCUGGAGCUUUGAUUCAUGUGCCGCGUUACUUGGGCAAUCUACCCUUCAGAGUCUGCAAGAAGAUGCAGGACAUCGUCCAGAACACUCCCGUGAUUCUGGAUCCAAACACUGCAAAUCCACGUCUCGUCCUGUCUGAUGAUCUGACCAGCGUGAGACGCAGCAGCUAUCAACCUGUUCCUGAUAAUCCAGAGAGAUUUGACUGUUAUCGCUGUGUUCUGGGUUCAGAGGGUUUUAACUCAGGAACACACUCCUGGGACGUGGAGGUUAAAGACGGUUCAGUCUGGACUCUCGGAGUAACUACAGCAUCCAACCAGAGGAAGGGAUGGGGUUUCUUCAACACAGAUGUCUGGAGCUUGCAGUACAAUGUGUCUAGACAGUCUGGCUUUCCUGUUGUACAGCAGCUUGAUCGUGUGAGAGUGUAUCUGGACUAUGAUGGAGGAACAGUGUCAUUCAUUGAUCCUGUAACGAACACACAUCUACACACAUUCACAACCACCUUCACUCACACACUCUAUCCAUUCUUCAGUAGUCCUGACUCUCUGAGGAUCUUACCGGUCAGUAGCCAGUGAUUGGUACUCCUGUGGGUCUGGCUCUUUUGAGUAAGAGUGCUGUUGAUCCGAAUAUCAGAAGAACGCUUUUUCCAGUAUUAUGCCAUUGAAAGAGUUAAUUUAACACUUUCCGUUUUGCUUGUGAUUGUAUCAUAGUUUAUUUCCGUUAUAGAGGUUAAAUUUUCAUUGUAUUAAAUGUAUGUAAAAGGUUCUUGCUGGUCCACAACAAUGUUGAAUGAAAUGGAAAUAGACCUUUUUCACACUUCUGUGUUCGAAAAGCAGAAGCUUCGAAUAGUUGUGCAAUUUUUUUUCUUACCUCCCAAUACAAUCAUCAUGCAUCAAAUUGUGGUUGUUCAAAUUAAAGUAAUAUUUGAUCGAUUAUUCAGCAAUAACUGGUAUUACCAUCUUAAACCUGUCAUAUCCUCCAGGUUUGAGCGCAGUGAUUGGACAGCAUUAUACUUUAGAUAAUAUUGGAGAUUAAUCAUCAUAAAUAUGGUGCAAUAAUAAAAAUAAAAUGAAAACGAACAUUCCUCCAUCUCAUGACUGUGGCCAAACUGACACUCAUCUCACUUUUAUAAUGUUAAUGUUUGUAUAUAAAGAUUUAAGGAGCCCCUAAAAGGACAUGGUGGUGGAAAAAAAAAUUCGAGAUGGGAGGUUUUCAUCGAGAAGGGUUUCCAUUGGUAGGUAGCUAAAUGCAUACGAAGGAU
Cyprinus carpio (common carp) is the source of this 2254-nucleotide messenger RNA. RefSeq names its product nuclear factor 7, ovary-like. The record is from RefSeq and is a predicted model, not a curated record. Gene Ontology annotation, molecular function: zinc ion binding; protein binding. Lineage: Eukaryota; Metazoa; Chordata; Actinopteri; Cypriniformes; Cyprinidae.